Messenger RNA from Dromiciops gliroides (monito del monte), 336 nucleotides. RefSeq names its product small integral membrane protein 29-like. NCBI's taxonomy places the organism in Eukaryota, Metazoa, Chordata, Mammalia, Microbiotheria, Microbiotheriidae. The record is from RefSeq and is a predicted model, not a curated record. The transcript has a single exon. The coding region runs from base 28 to 336 and encodes 102 amino acids.
CCUGCCCCUGCCCUGGCUGCUGAUGUGAUGAGUAACAUGACAGCACCCAGUACCCCAAGGGCUGCCAGUGACUCCCUGGUGGGCUACGUGCUUGGCCCCUUCUUCCUCAUCACCCUAGUAGGGGUUGUGGUGGCUGUGAUGAUGCACAUCCAGAAGAAGAAAUGGGUGGACAGUCUCCGGCACCAUCUGCUGCCCAUGUACAGUUAUGACCCAGCUGAAGAACUGCAUGAAGCUGAGCAGGAGUUGCUAUGUGAGGUGGGGGAUCCCAAAGUGGUCCAUGGUUGGCACAGUAGCUACCAACAUAAACGGAUGCCCCUGCUAGAUGUGAAGACAUAA